UUGAGAGAUCCAGGGCCCGCCCGGCCCAGAGUAUCGCCUUCAAGCAGCCGACCCAGGAAUUGUACGCCGGUCUUGAGGCAGGUGGGGACUCUAGCCUGUAUCUGGAGUCGAUCAACAUGCUUUUCAAGGACGGUAUCAUCCAGAACCACUCGCUGUCCUUGAUUGACUCGGCACAACAGAUGUUCGUCUAUCCGGGCGGGACGUGGUACCCCAUCUUUACGGGCUGUCUCAGCGUCGGAGCACCCGAGCGGUUCCAGGUCUUCACCGGAGACGGCGCUAGCAGGCCAACCCUCAACGCAAGCAUGAUUCCCUGGGCCCUCAAGGACCAAAACAUGACGACGUCUAGCUCGUUCGGCCUGCACUACGGCUCGGCCGCAUCAGCCGCAAAAAUGACAGGAUCCCUCCUCUACGGCGGCUACGACCGCAACCGCGUUGUGGGCAAAAUGCUCUCCAUCGACGGCGACUUGUUUAAGCCCGUCACGUUGCAGGACAUCAGCAUUCUCGUGAUCCAAGGCAGCUCCCCCUUUAACAGCGCGACCGCCAUAUCGGGUCUCCUCGCCCAAGGCAAUUCCUCCAUCAGCUCGGCCGGUCUCCCCGUCAUCCUCGACCCCUGCAGCCCCUACCUAACGCUGCCAAAAUCCACCUGCGACAGCAUCGCCGCCCACCUGCCCGUCUCCUACAACGCCUCCCUCGGCCUCUACCUCUGGAACACCUCGUCCCCGCGCUACGCCCCGGUCGUCACCUCCGCCUCGACCCUGUCCUUCACCCUCAUGGGCGCGAGCAACACCGAGUCGCUCACUAUCCAUGUGCCCUUUCGCCACUUGAGCCUAAACCUUACAGCUCCAUUCACCGCCACUUUCGAACCUGUACCAUACCUUCCCUGCUUCACGGGCGGCGUCGGUGCCUACGCGCUGGGGCGUGCCUUCUUCCAAGACGCCUUCGUCGGCGCCAACUGGGAGAAGCGCAAAGUCUGGCUCGCCCAGGCGCCCGGGCCCAACAUACCCGCGGGUGUGGACGCGGUGAGCAUACAGCCCGACCAGGAUGCGGUUGUGGCCGGGGGCAACGACUAGGAGAGGUCGUGGGACGGCUUCUGGAAAGCGCUGAGUGCCGAGGAGGCGGACGGAACGGAGCCGGUUGAUACUACUAGCAUCGAUAUUACUGGGACAGGGACAGGCACCAA
This is a messenger RNA of Thermothelomyces thermophilus ATCC 42464, 1180 nucleotides long. RefSeq lists its product as uncharacterized. Bases 117 to 1070 code for a protein of 317 amino acids. Lineage: Eukaryota; Fungi; Ascomycota; Sordariomycetes; Sordariales; Chaetomiaceae. The transcript has a single exon. The record is from RefSeq and is a predicted model, not a curated record.